GGGGUUUUGGCCUCUUCGGUUUCUCGCUUCCCCCCUCCUCUCCUCUUCUCUCUUCCCUCUCGCGUCUCCUCCUCUCCUCUCCUCGCUUCUUCGUCUCGCUUGCUCGCUCGCCGGCGGUUGCUGCGGCCGCUGCUAGGCCGGAUCGCCGCCGCCGCCGCCGCCGUCUUCGGGUUUUGGGGGGAGUUCGUGGUGGCGGACGGGAUGGGGUGUAUGCGGCCGUGAGAUUGCUGCUGUUGGUGUGCUGCUUCGUCUUCCGUUCCGUUGCUGUUCGUGUGGUGGUGGUGGUCGGCCGGCCGGUGGGGUUGGGCAGCAAGCAAGAUGAAAAAUUCAACUCGAUCUAGUUUUGGUCCUAGUCAAAGGAAAAAUUGUAGAUCAAAGAGGAGCAAAGGGUUUAAGUCUAAAGUAAUGAAUGGGAUUGCGAAUGAUGUGAGGAAAUCCCAAUUUUAUUACCGGCAACCCAACAAAAGAGGAAAUGUCAAUGGUGAUAGAAGAAAUGAUGAUAGGAAUAAGGCUCAAACACAUGGAGUGACUUCUACUGUGGCUUCAAAGGAAAUACCCAAGAAAUCAAAUAGGAAGGAAAGUCUCUCUUCUAGCAAACCGUACAAUGCAACGACAAACACUUCUAGCAAAUUAAGUAAGGUAUUGACAUCGCCCCCUUCUAGAUUGCCCAUGCUUUCUCCAUCAAAAGGUGUACGAAGUGUACCUUCAACAAGGAGAGAAGAGAGAAGAAAGGAAGAAGCAACACAAGGUUGUCGUGAUCAUUCAUGGAAGAAUGCUCGCCAAGUGAGAACUGAACAAUCAACAACGAGAGAAGAUAGAGGAAAGGAAAAAAAUAGACAUGAUCGUCAUGACCAUUCGAGGAAGAAUGCCCACCAAAUUAGUAGGGAACCUUCAACUCGGAGAGAAGAGAGUGGAAAUAAAAAAGUGACGCAUGACCAUCAGAUCCAUCUGGGGGAGAAUGAGAAUGCCCAUCAAAUGAGAAGUGAACCUUCAACUAGGAGAGAAGAGAGAGGAAACAAGGAAGUGGCGAAAGAACAUCCCAACCUUUUGCAGAAGAAUGCUCGCCCAAUGUGUAGUGAGGACUUGUUGAGAGAUGGAAAGGAUGGUGGACUACGCAUAAGCGAUGAGUGCAGUGAACAUUCUACUGUUGAUCAUGUGAACGAAUUCAAACUCGUCAAAAGGAAAUUGGAGGGAUGUAUCCAAGGAAGAAUUCCAAAUGUGUUGGGUAGGGAGGAAGAUGAUAUUGGCAAUGUGGAGUCCACUAAAGGAAGAAACGGACAAAUGGGAAAAAAGCACAAGAAAAAUCUUGAUGUCAGUGAAGAGUCAAGACAUUUGGCUUCAAAUGGUUCUAUAGUUCAGACGCAAUGUAGAGGAUUUGAAGAUUAUGAAGACGGUCAAGAUUCUAGAUUAGUGAAAGAUGGUAUUUAUGGAGUCUCAAUACCAACUAUUUUAGGAGCUAUCAAGGGCCAUUGCUCCUUACCCGUCGAUGAACCUAUCUGGAGUGGAAUCUUCAAGAUUGACAGCAAGGAAUAUGUACCAUUGGCUGGACAUUUGUCAACCAAAUCGUGCGAGAAUGUAUGUAUGCUGUCAAGAUCUUUGCGUGCCUUGGUCAACGUGACAAAGCAUUCCAGGUUAGAGGUCUGGCCAGCAAGCUUGGGGACAUCAAGUUUCACUGAUGAAAACAUUGCCUUGUUUUUAUUUCCACCCAAAAUGAGACCUGAUGGAAAACUAGAUCAACUAGUUAAGGAAGUCAUUGAGUAUGAUCUGGCCUUACGUGCUGUCAUGGGCAAAACGGAGAUGCUGAUAUUCCCUUCGACAAUGCUGCCUAAACAGUACCAAGCCUUUCAAGGAAAACACUACCUGUGGGGGUUGUUCAGGCCCAGGAAAGAUAUAGUUGGCGUAGCAGAAGAACAAGCAGCACAUGCCAUGUGUCUAGAGAACCAGGAGGGUUCCAAGGAUGGCACAGAACAAGUUGAAUUUCACGGUGUUCCGGAUCCCAACAUGGAUACUGAACCUCAAGACCCUGAAGCAGCGGAGAUGCAAGACGCAGCUGACCGGAACAUGGCUCCCCCAAUCGGUGGAUCAAACGCAUCCCGGGCCAAUCAUCCUUCAAUGGCUGCUACCCAACCGGCAAAUCGUGAACAGAUCGACCCAAGCUUAGGAAUUCCCCAAGGCAGGAUGUUUGCUUUUGUUGCUCAGCCAACUCCAAGAUUUGAGCAACUCAUGCAAGAGCUGGAACGCGAGGGCGCGCUGAUAUCAACGAUGCCAAGGGUGACAUAUGGGCCCGGCUGUGGCCAAAGCCAAGCAACAACGGCAAAGGGGUAGCAAAUGUGCUUCCCUUGAUCUGAACUUAGGCUGGCUUUUGCAUAUACUGUCGUUUGUUUGUGUCAAUCCGAAGGAGGUAGGUAAGCAGUUUACAGGUUUCAGGUUUUUUUGUGCAUAGAGAUACAUAACAUCUCUUAUGCUGAUGUAGAUAGUUGAAUCUGUCUGUCAUGGAAGGAAGCCUGCUUAUAUAGUUCAGGCUGACGUAUCCUGGAACAAAGUCUCGUAGCUGUUGUUAACUUGUUAUUAAUGAUUCCUAUGUAUGGAACAACAUCUAGAGCUACAUGGUUAUUAACUCCUGUUAAUUACAUGGUUAUUCAGAGAUUAGCUCCUGUUA
Messenger RNA from Oryza sativa Japonica Group (Japanese rice), 2659 nucleotides. RefSeq lists its product as uncharacterized. NCBI's taxonomy places the organism in Eukaryota, Viridiplantae, Streptophyta, Magnoliopsida, Poales, Poaceae. The record is from RefSeq and is a predicted model, not a curated record.